Vombatus ursinus (common wombat) is the source of this 2414-nucleotide messenger RNA. Its product is annotated as apolipoprotein L6-like. Lineage: Eukaryota; Metazoa; Chordata; Mammalia; Diprotodontia; Vombatidae. Gene Ontology annotation, molecular function: lipid binding. The transcript has 4 exons. Gene Ontology annotation, cellular component: extracellular region; membrane. The record is from RefSeq and is a predicted model, not a curated record. Gene Ontology annotation, biological process: lipid transport; lipoprotein metabolic process. Bases 160 to 1170 code for a protein of 336 amino acids.
GGCCGGACUCUGAGGCUUCCAGAAUUGUAAGAGGAGCCAACCCAGGGUGUUGGUCUGGGUCUCAGACACAUACUGUUCCGCUGACCGGUGAGCAGCCCUUGAAGAGAUAACAACUGCCUUCCACCUGCCACCUCUGAGGAUCUGCCAGUCUCCAAAAGCAUGAAAGAGCUGAACCAGAAUGAGCUCUCUGAAGAUGAAGCUUGGGAGAGAUUUUGGGGGGAUUCUGCCUCCAAGAGGGAAGAGGCCAACACGUUCUAUGAGACCCUGUGUGGGUUAUAUGGAGACAAGCUAUUGGAUGACACCAUUUGGCAAGAUGAUGGUCUCUCAGAUGAGGACAAAAUCUUUCUGAAAGAGUUUCCUGAGAAAAAGAUGGAACUAGAGGAGCGCAUCCACAGCCUCCACGCUGUUGCAGACCAAGUGGACAAGACCCACAAGAAAUGCGCCAUCACCAAUGUGGUAGCGGACUCCACCAGCGUCCUCUCUGGCGUCAUGAGCAUCUUGGGCUUGGCUCUUGCGCCAGUCACAGUAGGAGGAAGCUUGAUCCUCUCAGCUUCUGGGAUUGGCUUGGGUGCGGUAGCUGCUAUCACCACUCUUUCCUCAAGCGUCAUUGAACACGCCAGCAACUCAGCAGCGAGACAGCGAGUGAGCAACCUUAAGGGGAUCAAGGGACAAGCAGCGGUGGACUUGCUGUAUCAGGAGGCCCCCCAAGUUGUUUCUGUUGCUCAGAAGUGUGUUUCUGAGGGUAAACAAGUCAUGAAAGGAAUCAAAAAGAACAUUCGUGCCUUCCGCUUGGCGAAAGCCAACCCCCAUUUAACUACGACUGCCAAAAGUUUAAUGACCACUGGGUCCGUCUCAACCCGGAGUGCUCGGAAGGUGCAGAAGGCCUUCAGUGGCACACCCCUAGCCAUGACCAAAGUCUGCAGGAUGACAAGCGCUGUGACAGCAGGUGCAUUGGUUCUGGUGGACAUGAUCACCUUCAUUCAUGAUCUGAGCCACGUACUGGAGGGGGCAAAGGCUGAAAUGGCGGAAGAACUGAGGCAACAGGCUCAAGAGCUAGAAAGGAAACUUGAGGAGCUUUCCCAGGCCUGUAAUAGUCUGCUGGAUAGCAUUACCUCGCACAGCAACAGAGAAGGGGAGAGUGUGGAUGACAUGGAAGGAUCAUCUCAAUAGGGGCACAAAGUGCCUUCCUUUAGGUUAAGGUUUAUGGCGUGUGUGUAUUUCCUGUGUUUCCUAAUUCUUCACAUUCUCUUCUUUCUAUAUCUAUCUGUAUCUCUCUCUCUCUUUUUCUCUGUCUUCACUGUCUCCUUCUGUGUUUCUCCUCAGUCUCAUUUUCUGUCCCUCCCCCUUCACCAUACGCAUAUAUGCGAUGUGCACAUUUGCAUAUAGAUCACCUAUAUGCAUGCACAUGCACAUACAUGUGAGUAUAUUCACAACACAUGUGUGUAUAUAUAAUUGUAACAGCAAUAUUUUUAAAUAGUACAAUUUACAGAUUUAUGUAUAUGCCUAUCUGGAUGCCCAGAACAAAAUGGGGAAGGAGUCUGAUUCUUCUCAUUGGUCCAAGAAUCAUUGCACAUAUGAGGUACAAGGCUACUAUGGUUGGAAUUGGCACAAGGGUUGCCACCUGGCAUGGAGGACCCCUUGGACACUGACCACAAGCAAUAUUGUCCUGGUGGGUACUUCUUCCUCUAGUGAGAUGACCAUAAGGGAAGACAUCUAAGGCAGGUUGGGCCACCUUGUUCCAACCAUUGGCCUGGAAGGCACGGAGUAUUUCCUGUUGGACCAACCUGCUAUGUGACCCACAAUGGAGCCUCCCGGGUCCCGGACAUAGCUAUGUGGCUACUUUGGAUAGCCUUUCUUGAUGAACUUUGUCUCAGCCUUUUUGAGAGUGUGCCAAAUACUUCCUUUCCCUGAACCUCCCCUGUCAGGGCUUAAAUACCACCAGUUUAUGAAGUGAUGGUGAUGGUGAUGGUGAUGGUGAUGAUCGUAAUGAUGAUAGUGAUGAUGAUGGUGAUGAUGAUUAACUUCUGGAGUGCAGGGACUGUUUGGUUUUUUCUUUGUGUCUCUCACCACUGAACUUGGCAUACAAUAGGUGCAUAAUAAAUGCUUGUAAUUUGAUUGCUUAAACAGCAAUAGUGAACAUUUAUUUAUAUAGUAUAUAAAGCACCUAAUAAUUUAAUUUGAUCACCAGGGCAAGUGUUAGAGGCAUAGUGGUAAAAUAAAUUAAGCUUUGUUUUGGGAGUCUGGAAACCUGGGCUGUAACACAGAUUCUGACAUUUACUAGCUGUGUGACCUUGGGCAAGUCACCUCUUCUCUGGGUCACAGUUCUCUCCUUGAUGAAAUGAAGGGGUCUCUCCUUGAUGAAAUGAAGGGGUUGGUUAUUAAGGUCCCUUCCAACUUUAACCUCCUGUGUUCUC